UUUCCCUGUGUGCCGUCGACCUCUGGUUCACGGUUUUCUCUCACUUGUGUGCCGAGGAAGAGAGAGGGUAGGAGAGAGAAUUGGGGUUGAAGGUGGUGACGUGGGGGACAAUGUGGCGCAGGUUAUCGGUGUCUCUGAAAAGUAUAGCGGCGGCAACCUCUAGGCGGUCGGCGUUGCUGCUGCCUUCUCCUCCUCCGUCGUUCCUCACCCGGAGGUCCGAUGGGGGCCUCCUCCGCCUCGUGUCAGCUUCCUCUUCGUCGUUUUCCUCCCUUGGCUCCGUACCCUCGCCUUCGUCGGGGGGCAUUCCGCCCUUCUUGGCCAAUCAGACGACCUCUGCCGUCGAAAAUGUUCUUUCCAAAGAAAAGAAGCCAGUGAAAGAUAUAAUGCCUAUUGCAACUGGACAUGAGCGAGAGGAGCUAGUGGCUGAAUUGGAGGGCAAGAAAAGGUUUGACAUGGAUGCUCCCACUGGUCCAUUUGGAACCAAGGAUGCACCAGCUAUUGUGCAAUCAUACUACAGCAAGAGACUAGUCGGAUGCCCGGGUGGAGAAAAAGAGGAUGAACAUGACGUUGUCUGGUUUUGGCUUGAGAAGGACAAGCCAAUGGAAUGUCCUGUUUGUUCUCAAUAUUUUGAGCUUGAGGUGAUUGGUGAAGGUGGACCUCCAGAUGGCCAUGGUGAUGAUGACCAUUGAUUUGUACGACCAUUUUCACCCUGCCAAUUAACAUUGGGAUGAGAAGGAAAUAACUUUCUGUUAUGGUCUGAAGCACAACAUAAAUUUGUUCUUUCUAAAAUGCAAUUUUCAUUUCUUUUCUUUAAAGGUUAUUCAUAUUGCUCCUUUCAUGUGGUGACGGCCAUGUGCUCGGAGCAUAUCGAUUUUGGAUUACAGAGGGUCUUGGAUACAUUCUGAGAAUUCCAUUGCAUCAAAAUAAUAUGUAAACUCGCUGAGUAAUAAUAUUGACAGAGUUUCAUUUGA
This is a messenger RNA of Nymphaea colorata (pocket water lily), 971 nucleotides long. Its product is annotated as cytochrome c oxidase subunit 5b-2, mitochondrial-like. Gene Ontology annotation, cellular component: mitochondrial envelope. Lineage: Eukaryota; Viridiplantae; Streptophyta; Magnoliopsida; Nymphaeales; Nymphaeaceae. The transcript has 6 exons. The record is from RefSeq and is a predicted model, not a curated record. The coding region runs from base 111 to 689 and encodes 192 amino acids. Gene Ontology annotation, biological process: mitochondrial electron transport, cytochrome c to oxygen.